AUGUCGAGGCAUGCAUUGAGGGUGCCCCUAGGCUCGCUCUGGAGGACAGCUCCCUCCAGAGCUGUGCCAUGUCUCGCCGCCAGGGCCACCGUCUCCGGAAGCACGAGAUCGUCGGUGAGGCGGGCUUACUCGUCCAGCACUCUUGAUAACCAGAAUCAGGCCCUCGCUGCGCACCUCGAACAGGCCGACCCUGCCAUUUACAACAUUAUCCUCAAGAACUUCACCUCCAAGGCCGUUUUGGAAGCUCUUGGAAGUGUUAUGCAAAACAAGUACUCGGAAGGAUAUCCCGGUGCUCGAUACUAUGGCGGAAACGAAUUCAUCGAUCAGGCAGAGUCGCUGUGCCAGAAGCGCGCCUUGACAGCUUUUGACCUCGAUGCCACUCUCGGUGCCCCCGCGAACCUGUACGUUUACUCUGCUCUCAUGGGAACUCACGAUCGGCUGAUGGGUCUCGAUCUCCCCCAUGGAGGCCAUCUUUCCCACGGCUACCAGACGCCGACAAAGAAGAUCUCGUUCAUUUCCAAAUACUUUGAAACCCUCCCAUACCGCCUCGACGAGAAAACGGGCCUGAUCAACUAUGACCAGCUCGAGGAGCUCGCCACCCUCUAUCGCCCCAAGAUUAUCGUCGCCGGGACGAGCGCCUACAGCCGGCUGCUUGACUACAAGCGCUUCCGCGAAAUUUGCGACAAGGUGAAUGCCUACCUCGUUGCCGACAUGGCCCAUGUCUCGGGCCUCGUAGCCGCCAACGUCAUCCCCAGCCCGUUUGCCUUUGCCGAUAUCGUCACCACCACGAGCCAUAAGAGUCUGCGCGGACCCCGAGGUGCCAUGAUCUUCUUCAGAAAGGGUGUUCGUCGAGUAAACCAGAAGACCAAGAAGGAAGAAAUGUACGAUCUCGAGGGCCCCAUCAACACCUCCGUCUUCCCUGGUCAUCAAGGUGGCCCCCACAACCACACGAUUGCCGCUCUCGCCGUGGCUCUUCAACAGACGCAAACCCCCGAAUUCCGCGCGUACCAGGCCCAAGUGCUUUCCAACGCCAAGUCCUUGGCUCGCCGCCUAGAGAUCCCAAGGAAAAGGCCCCAAGGAAUUGACGGAAGCCGAGUCGAACGAGUCCUAGAGCUUGUCGGCAUCGCCGCCAACAAGAACACCGUUCCCGGCGAUAGCAGAGGAUUUUCCGAGAACGAUUUCGAGAGGGUUGCAGAUAUCAUUGACCGCGCCGUGACCAUCACCCUCAGAUUAAACAAGGCGGCGAGGCAGGCGGCCGAGGAAAAGGGAGAGUCGAGCCCCGGCAAGCUCAAGUUGUUCCUUGACCACGUCGGCGAUGGGUCGUCGGAUCGGGAAAUCGUGCAGCUCAAGUCAGAGGUAGCGGAUUGGGUGGGUACGUACCCUUAUCCCUGGGACUCUCGGUCAAGUAGCUGA
Messenger RNA from Parascedosporium putredinis, 1413 nucleotides. The record is from the annotation of a GenBank genome assembly. NCBI's taxonomy places the organism in Eukaryota, Fungi, Ascomycota, Sordariomycetes, Microascales, Microascaceae.